UCUGAUGUUGUGCCUCCCUUUUACAUGUUCUCUUUUGAGUUGGGGGGCAUCGCUAGGUCAGAUUUCUUGGGCUCAGACGCUCAAAACCUGACCUGGACCGUACGACAUUCACAGGGUGCGUGCAACACAAUUUGCGACCGCCAAGGACAAUCCUCUGAUAUAAUUACACAAGUUGCAACGUGCGAUGAUCUGACUUUAGCGAUUACUGGGGGUGUGAAGCCGUACACAGUAUCCGUUCUAGGAUUGAACUUCACAAAUUUCACUCUCGGAACAGAAAACGACGAGUUCAAGUACUUGAAUCAGGAUACACCUGGAGAUUCUUUCAUA
Molecule: messenger RNA, 327 nt
Organism: Fomitiporia mediterranea MF3/22
Lineage: Eukaryota; Fungi; Basidiomycota; Agaricomycetes; Hymenochaetales; Hymenochaetaceae
Exons: 2
Source: RefSeq, a predicted model, not a curated record